AUGUGUGGUGGUGAUGGUGGUGGUGGUGGUGGCGGUGGGGGACGUGCUGUUGCAUACCUCCCUGUGCUGACGCACUCACCAGACUGCUACGCUUCCAGCAGCCGCAGCCGCAGCAGGAACAGUCAAUUGGGACAGUGCACACUGAACACUGAACACACAACACAAGAUGGUGCACGCCAGUACUUCUUUUUCACCUCCUUCAUCUCCUCAUGUGGUGCGGGUGGGGUGGGGUGGGGUGGGGGGCGCACAGCAGCAGGAACCCCAACUCAAGCACCUGUUUCAAAAGGAAACAACAACAACAACAAAGAAAAGAAAGAUUAG
Molecule: messenger RNA, 321 nt
Organism: Trypanosoma grayi
Lineage: Eukaryota; Euglenozoa; Kinetoplastea; Trypanosomatida; Trypanosomatidae
Exons: 1
Coding region: 1-321 (106 amino acids)
Source: RefSeq, a predicted model, not a curated record